Juglans regia (Persian walnut) is the source of this 1930-nucleotide messenger RNA. RefSeq lists its product as uncharacterized. The coding region runs from base 154 to 1731 and encodes 525 amino acids. The record is from RefSeq and is a predicted model, not a curated record. Lineage: Eukaryota; Viridiplantae; Streptophyta; Magnoliopsida; Fagales; Juglandaceae. The transcript is spliced from 6 exons.
AGCUAGGUUUAUAACGUUAACUUGCUUUGCUCGUCCUUGGAACGCCGCCGAGACCUCUCCACUUCCUCACUUCAACGCUCUGCUCUGGCUAACUAUAAAGGAAAAUCAAUCUUGUUCUAACAAGAAAUGAGCGGAGUUUGAAACUAUUGUGGCAUGGCUCCUGGCCAAUCAUUUAUGGACAUUGACCUUGACAUUAAACCACACUUCACAGGAAAAAUGGCACCUGAUAGUUCCCUGACAAACCCAGAUGGUAAGGGUUUAAGGUGCAAGAGUAACUGCGAAGGCACCAACACUGGGACACAAGCUAUGUUGGAUGAUCAAAAUAAUGCUCCAAAGUGCCCUGAGGAUCCUGAGGUUGAUAUAAUUGGAUGUACAAUUAAAAGUGACAUCAGGUUAUCCAAAUGUGAGGAUCCGGAUGCAACUGAAUAUUCAAGCUCAUUUGCCGACACUACAUCUGAUAUUGAGAAUUUGUCAGGAUUGAGUGAAGGAGAAGUGGAAUCACAAUUCUUUGGUGACAGCAGUUUGGCUUCUCCAUUUGAAGCACUGAGUAGUUCGUUUCCAAUGAGGAAGAAGUUGACAAAUCACUGGAGGAACUUUAUACGCCCUUUGAUGUGGCGAUGCAAAUGGACAGAAUUGAGAAUUAAGGAGAUAGAGUCGCAAGCAUUAAAAUAUUCCAGGCAGAGUGCAGCAUACGACCAGAGAAAACAUUCAGGAUUCGACCAGCUUACAUUUGAAGGAUUGGGUUCAAAGUCAUUGCCAUUUUCUAGUCAAUGUUUCAGAACAAAGGCUGUAAAGAGGAGGAAACGGAAGAGAGUUGAAGAAACCACUGAUAUAACAUCAUACAUGUCACAGCAUAACCUUUUCUCUUAUCUUGAAAUCAAGAAGUCUGAUCCAGAUGGAAAUUCAAUGGCUGGUGAUUUUGGUAAUCCAGUAAUCACCAACCCAAAUGGCGAUUGCAAUGACAAAUUUGAAAUGGAUAAUGAUUGGUCAUUUUUGGAGUUGAAAGAUGGUGAACAUUUACUGGAGCAAGUCCUUUGGAAAAUUGAAAUGGUGCAUUCGCGGGUUCACAAACUGAAGGCUCAAAUUGACAUGGUACUGGCCAAAAAUGCUUCGAAGUUCUCUUCCUCGGAGAAUUUGAGCCUUCUAGCACCUUGUGAUGUACAGACUAGCUCUGCUCAUAGUCCUACAUUCUCUGCUGGCAAUGGAGACAAUGUAUCAGUAGGACCCAUAUAUACUCCAACUAAACAAAUAUCAGAGUAUGACAAUGCAGAUAUUGUUAUGCCUGGAAGUGCCAUUUUAAGUUAUGGGGCGGCAGUCAAUGUUCCCGAUAUAAUUGAAAGCACGGUGGGAAUGUUGUCUGCUGCUGAUGUCACCCUUCAUCAGCCACAGAUUGGAGAUUCAUCUGAAGAUAUUGUAGAUAGUGUUCUGGCACAUAGUGAGGCAGCUGAAGCGGAAAGGCAUACUUUCAAAAGUAUGGGUAACCAAUCCACAGAGACGCAUCAGGAACCAGAGAUAGGUGACCAAGAAGAAAGCACCACUCCCUCUUUAAUUCCAAUGUCAGAACCUCUUUCUGUGGAGAAAUCUGUCGGGCCCCCGGAGCCAUCAACCCUGACAUGUUGUUUAGCAUCAUCAGAUGUCCAUUUUCCCAGGAAUAAGAGAAAGCGUGGGGAGCGCAAAGCUGGCUCUGGUAUUUGGAGCAGGAAAUCCUCGGGCGAGGCUGAUAGCCAGUGAGUCAGAAUUUCUUGUUCCUUGUGUAUAUUUCUUCCACAGAGUAAAGACGCCUUAAGUUGAUGGAGAAUAGGAGCAUGGUGAAUGGGCAUGUAGUGGCGUUAUGUACUUUUCAGAUGAAUGUGGCUCCAGUUUUGGUAGUUGCAUGAAUCAUGUAAGGACAGUUCCUGCAACCACUGUUAGAUCUACCAAUUCUGCAGCC